This is a messenger RNA of Necator americanus (New World hookworm), 642 nucleotides long. RefSeq lists its product as uncharacterized. The coding region runs from base 1 to 642 and encodes 213 amino acids. The transcript has 6 exons. Lineage: Eukaryota; Metazoa; Nematoda; Chromadorea; Rhabditida; Ancylostomatidae. The record is from RefSeq and is a predicted model, not a curated record.
AUGGUGUUUCGUGGAUUACGUCUUACUGUACUGUUACACUCAAAAGACCUUGUCACACCAUUUUUGAUGAAAAUGCUGGGACAAAUGCAAGUGCUGAGUACAAAUCUGAAAUGUGAGAAACAACGUGACGGAAAGUACUUGUACGAAUAUUCAGUGCAAGUUCAUCCCCAAGAAGAGGACGAGGAUCUAGCUGCACUUCUGCAUUCUGAAUCACACUCAACUAUGGGUAUUUCCACGAAUUCCGACUAUACUACAUCCUUGGAUUACUCCACGUUUUCUACCAAUGCCAAAGAUUCAUCGCUCUCUCGUAGUAUUUACUCCAAUGGUGAAUGUAUUUAUAUGGUCGAAGUUCGAUUCAUAUUGUUCCAUCAUAACAUGAACGGAAGGGCUCAGUUACGUAUCAAGGACGAGUUCCCGUGUAGUGCUACAGUUCGUGAAGUGAUCGAUCACUUUAGAAUCGAAACAGACGGUGUGCACAGAGGCGUGUUUGCUCCUCGCCUGGCCUAUGCGCUCGGACGCUCAAACAGAGGUACAUAUCCACUUCUAGACUGUGAUCUCGACAAAUCGCUUGCCGAACUUUGUGGCAGCGAUAUCGAUGCGAACACAAUCACAAUCAUAGCAGAUGUAACUCGCUCACAGUAG